AUGUUUAUUAUAUUAUUCGAUCUAGGUUAUGGACUACUAUCGAAUAGCAAUUACGAAAAUGCUUUCCCGGGUUUACGUAAAUGCUAUCUGAUUAAAGAACAGUUUCAUUAUUCAUGCAAGAAGAUGAAGCAACGGUACAAUAGUCGCAGUAAAUUUCAAUGUUUGGUCGAAGUUCAAGCGCUAAAGCGAUUAUCCGGACAUCCGAGUGUUGUUCAGUUACGGCAAGUUCUCUAUGCAACCGAAACUGGUUCGGCCUGGAUAAUUACAGAAUUAAUAGAAAUAAACUUGGAUCAAUUAAUUAAAGUAGGCUUCAGUAAUCAGUUAUCAAAGGAUAAAAUUACUUCUUACGUUUGGCAACUACUUAAGGCUGUCGAAUACAUGCAUAGCAAUGAUAUUUUCCAUGAUAAUAUCAAGCCUGAAAAUAUUCUGGUUAAAGGCAGUGUUGUAAAACUGACAGGAUUUGAAUUUUCCCGUAGCAGUUAUUCACCACUUCCUUACCUUGACCGUCCUUCAUGUCUAUGGUAUCGUGCUCCUGAAUGUUUAUUAACCAGUGGCUAUUAUACAUGCAAGGUAGACGAAUGGAGUAUUGGAUGCAUUAUGUUUGAAAUGAUAACCUCACGUCGACUAUUUUUCGGGAUAAAUGAGGGUGAUCAAAUUACUAAGAUUCAUAAUAUUCUGGGCACGCCAGCCGAUGAUGUCUUAACGAAAUUUAAGGAGUACGCUAAUUAUUUAAUUAUUUUUUUUUAUCUUGUCCGGCGCUAUUGA
Molecule: messenger RNA, 765 nt
Organism: Trichoplax adhaerens
Lineage: Eukaryota; Metazoa; Placozoa; Uniplacotomia; Trichoplacea; Trichoplacidae
Exons: 7
Coding region: 1-765 (254 amino acids)
Biological process (GO): protein phosphorylation; intracellular signal transduction
Cellular component (GO): cytoplasm; nucleus
Molecular function (GO): ATP binding; protein serine/threonine kinase activity
Source: RefSeq, a predicted model, not a curated record